AUGGAUUCUAAGAGUGACAUCAAAUUUGUCUAUUCACACAUUUUAAAAGUAUUGAAUCAGAGCAGUGAGUUAAACACAAAAGUCAAAGGAAACUAUGUGAACUCUGGUGAAGACUGGGUGGAGGAAGAAAUCAGAUUAGUAUUGAUCGGAAAAACAGGCAGCGGAAAAAGCGCCACAGGAAACACAAUUCUCGGGAAGAAGUUCUUUGAGUCAAGUGUCUCUGGAUCAUCAAUAACAAGCAAAUGUUCUCAAAAACAUGCAGUUCGAUUUAACAGAAAGAUCCUAAUUGUGGACACCCCAGGCGUUUUUGAUACAAAACAGUCAAACAAAAAGGUUCAGGAAGAAAUUGUUAAAUGCAUUAGUAUCACAUCACCGGGGCCUCAUGCUUUCAUUUUGGUCUUGAAUCUUUCAAGAUACACCGAAGAAGAACAAGAAUCUGUCAUGCACUUUGUCAAGCAUUUUGGCGAAGACAUCUUUAAAUAUUUCAUCGUUCUUUUCACUAGAAAGGAUGAUUUGGACGAAGAAGGAAGAACAUUAUCUCAACACAUCGAAACAGUUCCCCCAAAUCUCAAAUCAUUUAUUCAAAGGUGUGGUAGAAGAGUAAUUGCAUUUAAUAACAGACUCAAAGGGAAGGAUACUGAUGAGCAAGUUUUAGAGCUUUUGUCAAUGAUUUUGAAAAACAUUGAGAAUAAUCAAGGCAAAUGGUAUACUAAUAAAAUGUAUCUGGAGGCUGAAAGAAUAAUCAAGAAAAAAGAAGAUGAAGAAUUGAAAAAAGCAGCAGAAAAACAGAAAAAGGAAUUUCAGGCUAUCGAAAAAAGAAUAGAUCGCCAAAUAAAAGAAAUGCAACAAAAGCAGAAAAGGGAAGCACAAAUACGAGCUGAAAAACUCAGAGAGAUUGAAGAGGAAAAUCGUAAGGCAGAAAGAAAAGCAAGAGAGAGACGUAGAGAAAUGGAAGAAGAAAAGCAAAGAGCGGAAAGAGAAGCCAAUGAAAGACUUAGAAGGGAAAGGGAAAGAAUUAGGGAUAGAAUUAGAGUGGAAGUUGAAGAGGAGAAGGGUUUUUUUAGUGAACUUGCAGACAUGUGUACUAUCCUUUGA
Saccostrea echinata is the source of this 1095-nucleotide messenger RNA. RefSeq names its product GTPase IMAP family member 9-like. NCBI's taxonomy places the organism in Eukaryota, Metazoa, Mollusca, Bivalvia, Ostreida, Ostreidae. Gene Ontology annotation, molecular function: GTP binding. The transcript has 3 exons. The record is from RefSeq and is a predicted model, not a curated record. Bases 1 to 1095 code for a protein of 364 amino acids.